AUGGAGGUGGGAAGCCUCCCAAUUAUCAUCUGGGGGCAGAAGUAUAUCAUCCCAACUUUUGUGCAAGGCAACUUGGCUGCCCACAACUUAUUCCACUUAAAUCCUAUAGGAGUUGCAAUCGGGCUUCUUCUUGGAGGUAUAUGGAUGAAUUGGAGGUGCAUAAGGAUGCCAGACGCCCUAUAUCCGUCCUGGGAACCCAACUCCUGCAGUUCUAUUGAUUUUGACGCAGGAGAGGAGACUCACAGAUCCCCCUUUGACAUAGAACGUUGGUGGGCAGUCUGCCCAGGCUGGAGAACUACCUCUGUCAUAAUUACUGGGGACCUGGAGCUUCCUUCUGGAGAGGAAGAAGAAGAAGAAGAAGAUCAACCAGAUCAGACUCCCGUCGAGGCCAUUCCUGCCCCUAGAAGGAAAAGGAAGGAAACUGCUAAACCCGUAACUUCAGGCCCUUCCCCUCCUCCUAUUAAGUCAAAGAGGCUUAGAAAGAGAACAUUGAUGGAAUAUAUGGCCACAGAGGAAACUGCAACAGUUCCCACUGCCACUUCUGACACGGAUGAAGAGCUGAGAAAGGCUUUUGAGGCUGUGGACCAAGAAAAGGAGCUGGAAGAGCUGGAAGAAGUAAGAGAGGGGCCUCAAGAGAAGGCCAAGAUAGUGGAAGAAGAGGAGGAGAUCCCUACCGAGGUGAUAGCAGAGAGCAUUGCUUUGGCUCAGAAGCAACAGGAAGACAUAGGGGCAGGGCUGACUAGCUCAGAGUUGGCCCUGUUUAAGGAUCCAGAGGCAGAACAAUCUAUCGUUGUUCCAACAGCUGGGGAACAAUCAGAGCAAUUUGCAUCCGAGCCUGUGGAGCAGGUAGAAUUACCUGUUGCAGUUCCAGAAGGUGUACUGAAACUGGCUGCAGCUCCCCCUGAAGUGAUGGUAGAAGUGCCCAGGUCUGCUAGCCUUCUGGCAGUGAUGACCAGUCCUUUGAAGCCUUCAAUUGUUGCUAUGCCUAUUUAUUCCUUUCCAGGUUCAUCUGCCAGGCCUCCUUUGCUGAUCCAGAACUGGCAGAGUUUGAAGCUAUGGACUUAG
Molecule: messenger RNA, 1065 nt
Organism: Prunus armeniaca (apricot)
Lineage: Eukaryota; Viridiplantae; Streptophyta; Magnoliopsida; Rosales; Rosaceae
Source: the annotation of a GenBank genome assembly